AUUUUUCAACCGCAGCCAUCUUGCAAAGCGGAGUUAACGUCAAGCGCUUUUGUGUGUUAUUUUUUUCUUCUCGCAAAUUUCGAUUCGUUUUUUCCACUAAAAAAUCACUAAAUUAACACGAUAAAACUUUAAAAAUCGUUCACAGUUUAAUUUCUCAAUAAAAUACAAAACAAAAUGAUAUAAAAUUCCAAAAAUCUCAAAUGCAAUUCAACAAAAAGCAUCCGUAAACCACAAGGAAAGGAAAAAAAUACUUCAUUCAAAGAAGACAAAAUAAAAGAAGAGCAACACAAGAAGAAAAAGAAGCAGAAAAAAAAGUUCCAUCGACCCACAACGAAAAACGACGAACGAAAUUUUCUUUGAAAAUUGUGAAAAAUUUCAAAAAGUAUAUUUUCAAGUUUUCUGCUCCCGUGCUAAUAAUUGCUGUCAUCAAACGGACCAUCUCACCUAAAGCCAAGACGAAUAUCUCAAUCUCAAGACAUAACAACAAAAGAAGAAAUUCAACCAAAACAGAAUAGAAGCAAAUAACACACAAAAAAAAGUUAAAAAUGUGGAAUGCCGAUGCGAAACUACAAACAACCCAACAAAAUGGUAUCAAAUCGUUUUCAGCCGGUUCGCAAUCAGGCAGCAGCAGUGGUGCUUCAUCUGGCGGUGGCAAUAAAUUGCAAACCGCCCCCAAGACACUAGGAAUGACAUCGGCCAUUAGCUUAGCCGAUCCUCGUCCCGAGGACAUCAUCAAAACAGACGAACUCCGACAGACACUGGAGCCGUACAAAGUAUUCGAAUCACAAGAUGAACUCAAUCAUCGUAUGGAGAUUUUGGCAAAACUAAAUACUCUAGUUAAGCAAUGGGUGAAAGAUGUGUCGAUUGCCAAAAAUAUGCCAGAAGCAGCCGCUGAAAAACUAGGAGGUAAAAUCUAUACAUUUGGUUCGUAUCGUUUGGGUGUGCAUCACAAGGGAGCCGAUAUUGAUGCACUGUGUGUGGCACCACGAAAUAUUGAACGCACUGAUUAUUUUACGUCCUUUUUCGAGUUGCUCAAGAAGCAACCCGAAGUUACGGAAUGUCGAGCCGUCGAAGAGGCCUUUGUGCCGGUCAUAAAGAUGAAUUUCGAUGGAAUUGAAAUUGAUUUGCUCUUUGCGAGAUUAUCACUGAAAGAGAUACCCGAUGAUUUCGAUUUGCGAGAUGAUAAUUUAUUAAAAAAUCUUGAUCCGAGAUCAGUGAGAAGUUUGAAUGGUUGUCGCGUUACAGAUGAGAUAUUAAGUCUUGUGCCGAAUAUUGAAAAUUUUCGUUUAGCAUUGAGAUCUAUUAAAUUGUGGGCUAAAAAACAUGGAAUUUAUUCAAAUUCACUUGGAUACUUUGGUGGUGUGACAUGGGCUAUGCUUGUUGCACGCACCUGUCAGCUAUAUCCGAAUGCCGUUGCCGCAACUUUAGUUCAUAAGUUCUUUUUGGUCUUCUCCAGAUGGAAGUGGCCAAAUCCAGUGCUUCUAAAGCAUCCAGAAAAUAAAAAUUUACGAUUUUCUGUAUGGGAUCCACGGGUUAAUGCAGCUGAUCGCUAUCAUCUGAUGCCAAUCAUUACACCCGCAUAUCCCCAACAGAAUUCAACAUUCAACGUGUCGGAAUCGACUAAAAAAGUUAUUUUAAAUGAAUUUAAUCGUGGCAUGUCCACAACAGAUGAAAUAAUGCUUGGCAGAGCCAAAUGGGAAAGGCUAUUUGAGGCUCCAAGUUUCUUCUAUACUUAUCGUCAUUUCAUAGUUCUACUUGUUAAUUCAAAAACUGCUGAAGAUCAUCUAGAAUGGUGUGGUCUAGUUGAGUCGAAGAUUCGUCUUCUUAUUGGAAAUCUAGAGCGUAAUCAACAUAUUUCUCUAGCACAUGUUAAUCCAAAAUGUUUUGAAUAUAGGAAAGGCGAUACGAAGUGUCAGAAUAGUGGAAGCAACAGCACCACUCAGCCUGGGUCACAAGAAAAACAUCCUGUUUCGGAUGCAUCAUUCUGUUCAAUGUGGUUCAUUGGUUUGGAAUUUGAACGCACCGAAAAUUUGAAUGUUAAUUUAACAGAAAAUAUUCAAAACUUUACAGAACAUGUUAUAUCACAUGGGGUGAAUAUAAAAAUGCUAAGAGAAGGCAUGACAAUUGAAGCUCGUCAUGUUAAACGUAAAUCACUUAGUUUAUACUUGGAUGGGGAGUAUCUGAAACGGGAACGACGCUCCAUGGAGAGUCAUAAUACUUUUAAUAAUUCGAUUUUAGCUACAAGAAAACGUCUGUCCUCCGAGUUGGAGAAACAACCAUCGCAAAAUAGUAUUGGCGGUGGUGGUAGUGGUGGAGGUGUCUCGAAACGCAGUAGAAAUAGUGAAUCACAAAAUGAAGACAAUUCAAAUGCUUCGUCAGGCAACAGUGACUCAGCAAUGACUCCAUCAACACCGACUUCAACAACACAAUCGCCGCCACAAUUUCCAGGAAAAUCCACAACACCACUUAAAAAUGGCAGCGAUGAAAGUCCGCAGAGUUUACUCGAUGAUUUAUCGUCAACGGCAACUGCAAAUGUUUCCAGUACAACAACAACAACCGCAGCAGCUGGUGCAGGCUCCAAAGCUGUUUCAAAAACAAAUAAUCCAGCAACAACGACCACCGAAGUUGCUUGCUCGUGACAUCAUAAAUUCAAAAGAUCUUUAUCAUCCAUAAAUAAUAAUAACAUUAACAAAAUUAAUAACAACAACAACAAAACUGCUGCCACCGCUGCCAAUUCUGCUACUUUUACUACAGUUGCUGCAAAUACUCCUGCCGCAAGUAAGAGUAAUGAAGGGGGACCCAUUAUGACGACAAUUACUUUGUAGUAAAAAGAGUGAACUUUACAAAAAUCAACAACUUCAAACUAACCCGGAAUCGAUAUAAAGAACUAGCAGCACCUACCGCAUCUGAAAACCAUCUUGUAAAUACAAAAUUAUAUUUAAUAACUAAUAAUUAACAUUUCCAUUUAUUUUUGUUUUCAUUAUUUUUAAAUUUAACGCUUAUAAUGCUGUCCUAUAUUAUAUAGAGUGCGAUAGCAGCAGGAUCAAAAUAAAAUAAACCCUGAUGGAAAAAAA
This is a messenger RNA of Eupeodes corollae, 3074 nucleotides long. RefSeq names its product poly(A) polymerase type 3 (gene hrg). The transcript has 8 exons. Bases 546 to 2639 code for a protein of 697 amino acids. Gene Ontology annotation, cellular component: nucleus. Lineage: Eukaryota; Metazoa; Arthropoda; Insecta; Diptera; Syrphidae. Gene Ontology annotation, molecular function: RNA binding; poly(A) RNA polymerase activity. The record is from RefSeq and is a predicted model, not a curated record.